Molecule: messenger RNA, 1232 nt
Organism: Onthophagus taurus
Lineage: Eukaryota; Metazoa; Arthropoda; Insecta; Coleoptera; Scarabaeidae
Source: RefSeq, a predicted model, not a curated record
CGAAUAAAUUACAUUUCUCGUAAAAUAAUCGUAUCAAAUUAAUUAAUAAUAAUUUUAUUAUGAAUAAAAACAUGGUUCAACAACAUCGUGAGUUUACUUAAAUAUAAAUGUAUCAAAAUUAAAUUUCUUUCAAAAAUAACUACAUCAUUACAGUUGGAAAUAUACAAGAAUAAAUAUCAAAUGAGAAUCCCACAUUUCCUUCUAGUAGUCUCCUCAACAAAAUGGGUAAACCUAAAAUCGGCGUUAUUGACGUACCUUUCGCAAAGGGACAACGAAAACAUGGUGUUCAAAAAGGGCCUAAAGUCUUAAGAGAUGCGGAACUAUUACAGAAACUUAAAGAACAUUGUAGAGCUGACAUCAAAGACUAUGGUUGUGUUGAAUACAAACCAAGUUCUGCACCAACUACAACAAAUCUACUCAAUUUUGGAGAAGUUGCAGCUUGCAAUAAACAACUUGCAAAGAUGACCGAAACUGUAAUGAAAGAUGGAAGAACUUGUUUAUCUUUGGGUGGUGAUCACUCCAUCGCUUUUGGUUCAAUAAGUGGUCAUUGUAAAGCAAAAAAUGGGAACGUAGCUGUAAUUUGGGUGGAUGCCCACGCUGAUAUUAAUACGGAUGCAACUUCUGAUACUGGUAGUAUGCACGGGAUGCCAGUAGCUCUUUUAGCUAAAGAAAUCGAGGGAUAUUGGAAAAGUCGACCGAAAUUCGAUUGGCACAAACCAUGUAUUUCACUUAAAAACGUUGGUUACAUUGGAUUAAGAUCGAUAGAUCCUUAUGAAGAAUUCUUUAUCAGCAAGUACGGAAUCACAGUUUAUGAUAUGGACCACAUUCAGAAUAUGGGAAUUCAAUCAGUUAUUGAUAACGUCUUAAAAAAAAUUGAUCCCGAUAAUAAUAGAUCGUUACAUUUAAGUUUUGAUAUCGAUGCUAUUGAUCCACAAUUCGCGGGAAGUACUGGAACUCCAGUUCCAGGUGGUCUUCUUGUACGAGAAGGAAUCUCAAUAGCAAACGCUUUACACAAAACUGGCCGUUUAGAUGGAAUGGACAUGGUGGAAGUAAAUCCAAAUUUAGGAUGUGAAAACUUACAAAAGAAAACUAUAACCACCGCCGUAGAAAUUAUCCUUGCAGCUUUUGGUAGCCGAAAACGAGGAUUUCCUUCCGACAUGCCUCCUUUAUUGCCUUCUACAUCCGGAUAGUAAAUAUUCCAGUUUAUUUUUAAAUAAAUUUCAUAAACCCCA